Messenger RNA from Oryza brachyantha (malo sina), 2220 nucleotides. RefSeq lists its product as uncharacterized. Bases 47 to 1159 code for a protein of 370 amino acids. Gene Ontology annotation, molecular function: protein binding. The transcript is spliced from 2 exons. NCBI's taxonomy places the organism in Eukaryota, Viridiplantae, Streptophyta, Magnoliopsida, Poales, Poaceae. The record is from RefSeq and is a predicted model, not a curated record.
CGUAACGGCCAGCCAAACCAAACCCAACACGACGCCGCCGAGCAGCAUGAAUCCGCCGCAGCCGGAGCGCCGCCGCGGCGGCCCGCCGUCGGACCCGAACGACGACGUGCUCGGUGAGAUCUUCCUCCGCAUCCCUCCGGACGACCCCACGGUCCUCGUCCGCCUCUCCGCCGUCUGCAGCCGGUGGCGCCGCCUCCUCACCGACCCCGACUUCCUCCGCUCCUACCGCAUCCUCCACGGACCGCCUCCGAUCCUAGGCUUCUUCUGCGAACCGAAGGUAUGCUCUGGAUUCAUCCCCACCACCGCCUUCCGCCCGAUCGUUCCCAGCCGCUCCGUGCGCUGGUUGCCGUGCGACUCCCGCCACGGCCGCGCCCUGUUCAUCCGCGACCCCGAAUCAUCCCAACUACUCGCAUUGGACCCCAUGACCGGCGCAGAGCGGCUACUGCGUGUGCCAGAGAUCUGGAGUUACAUGUCCUGGACCUGGAGCGCGUCCGUGUUCUGCGCGGUGGGCGGCUGCAAUCAUCUCAACUGCCACGGCGGCCCCUUCCGCGUCGCGUUGGUCGGCACCGAUUUCUGGAAACCCACGAUUGCUGCGGUCUACUCGUCGGAGACUGAUGCGUGGAGCGAUCCGACCUACAUUGGUCCCCCGAAUUUCAUCUCCCUGCCGAGAGCAGCAAGCGUCCUCGUGGGGAACGCGCUGUACGUCCUCUGCUGCGGGAACAAUAUCCUGGAGUUCGACAUGGCCACGAUUAGGUUAGCGGAGAUCUCGCCGCCGUUCGUGGACUAUGUGUACUGGUGCCACGCUUGCCUCGUGACGGCGGAGGGUGGCGGGCUGGGAUUCGCUGCCAUCAAGGGUCAGACCAGACUCCACCUGUGGUCCAAGGAGGAGGCCACUGAUCGAUGGAACCUCUGCGCAGUCAAGGAUCUCGAGACGCUGCUCCCCCGCUAUGCAAUCUCCCCGAUGAUUGCGUUGAUUGGCUUCGCCGAAGGCGUCCGUGUUAUCGUCGUCAGGACGUGUGCUGGCAUCUUCACCAUUGAGCUGGGAUCAUCUGAACGAGUCAAGGUGGUGACGAUGAGAGGUGAAAUCAAUGCUGCUUUUCCUUUCAUGAGCUUCUGCACUCCAGAUCAUUCUAGAGCUAGAUUGCCACCGCCGGAAUGAUCCUGCCGUUUAUAGCCUUACACGAACCUGCUGCUGUUGGCUUCCUGCAGAGCUGAUGCUUGAAGUUCUUUCUUCUGAUGCGCAAUUUAAGCAAAGAAGAGAGUUCACUAUUGGUACAAUUUAGUUAGUUUUUUUUCCUGUUUUGCAGUCUUACUGAGAAAAGGGCUAAGUAAUGAUGGUCAUCUGAGUAGGUUUUAGAAAAGAGUGAGACUUGUUAGUUAGCUACCGUGUCUCUUCUGGAUGAUAAUGAUUCAUGUUUGUAAUGUCCAUAUAUGAUAGCUGGGGAAAGUCAAGUUUUAUUUGGCUGGUACACGCAAGCAAGAUAAGUUGCAUCCCGGUUUUUGAACUAUGGUAAUUAGAGAGAGAAGAAUUGUCACUCAGUGACCCACAAAAGAAAAGGAGAUUUACAACAUCCUGAUUCUGAUGAUGUAUUGGGAACUUAUAGGGCAUCCUGUGCAUUAGAUAUCAUGCUGAAGAAUGAACAGAUGAAUUCACGCCAUGAUGGUUACAAGUUCUUGCAAAAUGGUUGAUGCUCAAGACUUCGGAGAACUGCAGAGGGACUGUAGAAUAUGCAAUUUGAUUUCUUCUGUCAUGGCUUGAAUCUUUCUGUCUAUAAAAUGAGUGAAACUCUAACGGCUCAACGGAUAAAUUGACUUCGGUGUGAUGCUGGCUGUAUUUGACUGUUUUUCCAGCCUGAAUCAAGAAAAUGAGAGCAUUUAGGAUUACACAUAAACAUGCGCACACUAUAUGCAAGGAGAAUGCAACAGGGAGUAAGAACCUUGCAAUCUCUUCUACAUAUCUCAUUUUUUGCUUUGAACUUGUUUCAAUCACUUGUCCCCCAAGUAUCAUUUCAUCCAAAAUUGGAUGCAGCUGCAUUUUAUAUUGCAAUUGGCCUAAUGUCACAGAAAAGCAUGGAUUGAAACAAUAGUCAACACCAGAAUCAUAUAUGCUUAGAAACUCCUCCUGUGAUCCUGGUUUUAUAGUUCCCAUGUUGCCCAAUAUUGCUCAGCACAGCAACAUGUACUGAACCCCUUUUUCAUCAACAUCACAGAGACGAACUG